CCAUCACCUGCAUUCUCUUACCUUAUUUGUUUGUCUGAUAUCCAACAAACGAGUGACGUCAUCAUGGUUGCCGGCGGCGAGUAUCCGGCGGUGCCAACACACGGCGGGCAAUACGUUAAGUAUAACAUCUUCGGGAACCAGUUCGAGGUCCCCGCUAAGUACACCCCUCCCAUUACGCCAAUCGGGCGCGGCGCCUACGGGAUAGUCUGCUCUAUGUUGAACGCGGACACGAACGAGAUGGUUGCGAUUAAAAAGAUCUCGGACGCUUUCGACAAUUGCAUGGACGCCAAGAGAACCCUCCGCGAGAUCAAGCUUCUUCGCCAUUUUGAUCACGAAAAUGUGAUAGCUCUAAGAGAUGUAAUUCCUCCACCAUUGAGAAGGGAAUUCAAUGAUGUCUACAUUGUGGAGGAGCUCAUGGACACGGAUCUUCACCAGAUAAUCCGAUCCCAUCAGAGUCUAUCCGAAGAGCAUUGUCAGUAUUUUAUGUAUCAGGUCCUUCGCGGGCUAAAAUACAUACAUUCAGCAAACGUCAUUCACCGGGACUUGAAGCCGAGCAACUUGUUGCUAAAUGCAAACUGUGAUCUCAAGAUAUGUGACUUCGGUCUAGCCCGGACAAACUUGGAUAAUGCGUUCAUGACCGAGUAUGUGGUUACCAGAUGGUACCGGGCGCCCGAGCUGCUUUUGAACACUUCGGAUUACACUGCAGCUAUUGAUGUAUGGUCUGUCGGUUGCAUCUUCAUGGAGCUUAUGAACAGAAAACCAUUGUUUCAAGGAAAAGAUCAUGUCCAUCAACUGCGCUUAAUAACUGAGCUUCUCGGCACGCCAAGCGAUUCUGAUAUUGGGUAUAUUCAGAAUGAAAGCGCAAAAAGAUAUAUCAGACAACUUCCCUGUCAUCCAAGCCAGCAGCUAGCAAGAGUUUUCCCACAUGUUCAUCCUUUGGCCAUUGAUCUUGUGGAGAAGAUGUUAACAUUCAACCCCUCAAAAAGAAUCACAGUUGAGGAAGCCCUAGCUCACCCUUACCUUGCCCAAUUCCACGAUGUAUCAGAUGAACCGGUCUGCCGGGUUCAGUUUGCAGAUUUUGAGCAAAAGGCAUGCGGGGAAGAGCAGAUUAAAGACAUGAUUUACCAGGAGGCAUUGGCAAUGAAUCCAGAAUAUGCAUAAGACAGACUCCUAUAAUUUCUUCUCCUCUCUCUUGUCCCUACCCACCCCACUCAUCCCUGAGAUCUAAGGGUGCGGUCAUCGGCAUGUGUGUGAUGUUUUUUUUUUGUCACUAAAUACGUUUAUGUUUUUUUAUUCUUUGCACUGUGGUAUGUAUCUUGCAUGACCACAUUAAAGCAUAGUUUUCUUUGUGCUAGAGCUUCAAAUGAAAACUUCAUAAAUAAAUUAGAGAAUUAUUU
Molecule: messenger RNA, 1397 nt
Organism: Cuscuta campestris
Lineage: Eukaryota; Viridiplantae; Streptophyta; Magnoliopsida; Solanales; Convolvulaceae
Source: the annotation of a GenBank genome assembly